Molecule: messenger RNA, 715 nt
Organism: Eruca vesicaria subsp. sativa (arugula)
Lineage: Eukaryota; Viridiplantae; Streptophyta; Magnoliopsida; Brassicales; Brassicaceae
Source: the annotation of a GenBank genome assembly
AUGGUGCAGAUUCAUCCUGUCAAAGCAUUACCGGUGGACUCCGGCAUCGGAGAAGUCAAGAGCUCGCCGUACUUGACGACGGAGCAAGAGAGUUUCACGAUUUGGAUGAGAUCUCUAGUGUACCAUGGCAAAGGCUGCACAGUUUUUGAUUCCAAGGGAAACUUACUCUAUCGUGUGGAUAAUUAUGAUUCCAAGAAUUGCAGUGAAGUUUACCUUAUGGACUUAUACGGAGAAGUCUUGUUUGAGUUUCAACAAAAGUUUGGAUUAUUCAAAUCCUGUGAAGGAUGCAACUCUACGGGGACAAGGUUUCGACUAAGAAAGAACUUCAAGAUUUCGCCAAGAGGUUCAUAUUCGUCUUACAAAGUUGUAAUGGAAUCUAGUAAAGAUGACCAACAAUCUUGUUAUAAGAUUGUGAAUCAUGGGUCGGUUUUCACAAUCGAAGAUGGAUCGGGAAGAUUAAUGGCAGAGGUUAAAAAGAAACAAUCAAACGUUAAUGGCUUGGAUUUUGGAGAAGAUGUAUUGACAAUGGUAGUGGAGCCACAAGUAGACCAUUCUUUCAUCAUGGGUAUUGUUAUUGCUUAUGGUCUUCUCAGAUGUUUAUUGUGAUGGAUUAGUUUUGGCUGUGGUUGAGCUAUUUUGUAAAUUUAAUGUUGUAAAUAAAAAUACACAACUAUUCACGGAGUCAGGACAUGCUAUGUUAUUAGUUAAAACUUAA